UUUGCUCAGACCACCAAAUGCUUAAACUCUUUUGGCUUCUUCUUCUUCUUUCUUCUCAUAUUCUCUGGACCCGGAAGAGGAUUCAUGAAUCCAUCACGUCUCUGUAACUAAGCUCCUGUUUCUCGUUUUCUCUGUUCCAGAAGCUUCUAGAAGCAUCAAUGGCGGAGUUCGUCUGUUUAUUCGGCAAGGACAGUGCAUCGAUUGUUAUAAAGCCACCAAAGAAGUCACCUUUGUUCUUGAGGAUGAUAGUUUUGGUGUUUGCUAUGGUUUGUGGUCUCUACAUCUGCUCCGUUUGCUUAAAACAGUUUGGUAAUGUCAAUCUCCAAAGCUCCCAACUUGUUCCAAAUCCUAUUGAUUCUCGUUCAUUACACGUUGUUACUCGGAUUCAUUACCCAAAGCCACAGACUUUUAAUAGAGCUGAAUGUGGGCACAAUCCGGUGAGGUUCUUUGCGAUAUUGUCGAUGCAGAGAUCUGGAAGUGGUUGGUUCGAAACAUUGUUGAAUAGUCAUAACAAUGUGAGUUCUAACGGAGAGAUCUUCUCGGUUUUGGAUCGAAGAAGAAACAUUUCUUCAAUCAUUCAGACUCUCGAUAGAGUUUAUAAUCUUGAUUGGCUUACGAGCGCUUCAAAGAACGAAUGCUCUGCUGCAAUUGGAUUCAAAUGGAUGUUUAAUCAGGGUUUGUUGGAUAAUCAUGAAGCAAUAGUAGAUUACUUUAACCGGAGAGGUGUCUCGGCUAUAUUUCUAUUCAGAAAGAACCCUCUAAGAAGAAUGGUCUCUGUGUUGGCAAAUUCUUAUGACCGUUAUGCUAAGUUAUUGAAUGGAACUCACAAGUCUCAUGUUCAUUCUCCUGAAGAGGCAGAUGCACUUUCUAGGUAUAAGCCGGUGAUCAACUCAACAUCGUUGAUCCAUGAUUUACAAGAAACAGAGAAUUUAGCUGCAAAGGCUUUAGAAUAUUUCAAUACCACCCGUCAUAUGGUUGUCUUCUAUGAAGAUCUUAUUACAAAUCGAACGAAAUUGAAACAAGUUCAAGAGUUUUUGAACAUUCCUGUGAAGGAUUUGUCAAGCAGACAGGUGAAAAUACACAGAGGGGAUUUGUCAGAUCACAUCAAGAACUGGGAAGAUAUAAACAAGACGUUGAAUGGGACCGAGUACGAGAAAUUUCUACGAGCAGAUUAUUAGUGUUUUUAGCCAUAUAAAGAGACUUUCUUCUACACUCAGCUAAAGAGUUUGCAAAAUGCAAAAGGGUCUUCUUGUUUGAAGCUUUUCUACUUUCUAGGUUCUUCUGCUCAACUACUUGUUGAUCUUUCGUUUCUCCUCUUUUUUUGUUUUUUGUUUUUCUCUUAUCCUCUUAGAACAAAAAUGAUUUGGUUGUAUAGGGGACUGGAAAAUGUAGUUGCUUUUAGAGAUCAAGUGCUUACUUUUAGAGAUCAAUAAAGUUGU
Molecule: messenger RNA, 1439 nt
Organism: Eutrema salsugineum
Lineage: Eukaryota; Viridiplantae; Streptophyta; Magnoliopsida; Brassicales; Brassicaceae
Exons: 6
Coding region: 159-1178 (339 amino acids)
Molecular function (GO): sulfotransferase activity
Source: RefSeq, a predicted model, not a curated record